Messenger RNA from Necator americanus (New World hookworm), 1077 nucleotides. RefSeq lists its product as uncharacterized. Bases 1 to 1077 code for a protein of 358 amino acids. Gene Ontology annotation, molecular function: snRNA binding; mRNA binding. Gene Ontology annotation, cellular component: nuclear speck; precatalytic spliceosome. Lineage: Eukaryota; Metazoa; Nematoda; Chromadorea; Rhabditida; Ancylostomatidae. Gene Ontology annotation, biological process: mRNA splicing, via spliceosome. The record is from RefSeq and is a predicted model, not a curated record. The transcript is spliced from 9 exons.
AUGGUCCCGCUUCGAUCUCAAUCGCUAGCUCUACCGCCCCGCUUCGAGCACGCAAAUACGGAGCUAGCGGUUGAGAUCGAUUGGGGAUUAAUGCGAAGUGCAGCGAUGAACGGUGCCAACAAGGCUUCGCUUACAGUGAAAGCAAAGGGAUGCCCAGUAGAUGCACACAACAUUGCACCAGCGGAUAUACGCCAAAGCUACCUCGGUACUGCCGAGCUAAACCUCAUUUCUCGUCGUCAGUAUCAGCUCAAGUAUACCGAGCGAGCGUUCAAAGAAUUUGGGAUACGGGUAGAGAGCAUGAGUGUACCAGAAGGUGAGACUGCCACUGUGCCUCCUCAAGAUGUUGAACUUCCCAUGGUUGAAGAUGGUGAUCAAAAGAAAGCCGAAGUGACGGAAGAGAAGAAAGACGUGAAAGAUGAUGAUACGGACGAGAAAGAGAAGAAGAAGGAUAAGAAGUCACGCCGUGAUUCUCGAUCUCGCUCCCGAAGCCGUUCUCGUUCGAGUUCGCGCUCAAGGAGCCGCAGUGGAAGCCGAUCGAGAAGUAGAAGCAGAGGAAGAGAACGUCGGCGCUCGCGUCGGUCGAGGUCUCGUUCUCGCACCUACUCUCCGUUGCCGUCUAGCAGCCGUCGAGUUAUCAAUGGGAGAAUCCAUGUUUCCGAUCUCACUGCUUCAAUUUCGAAGAGGGAUCUGGAGAAAGCUUUUGAGAAAUUCGGGAAAGUUGUCGAUAUCUGGCUUGCUUCAUAUCAUCCUUUCUACGCGUUUAUCACUUACAAAAGAGAUGAAGACGCGGAGGAGGCAAUAAGAAAAAUGAAUGAUUCCUACAUCCGUCGUCAACGCAUCCGCGUUGCACACGCUCUGCCUCGUCGUGAGCGCUUUGGAUUCCGCACAUCGUUCGGCAAUGGCUAUGGAGGCGGAGGCUACGGAGGAUCAUACGGGAGGCGCCGUAGAAGAAGCAUUACAAAAAGUCCAAUUCGCACAUCAUCUAGGAGAUCUCGAUCUCGCAGUCGCUCUCGCUCAAGAUCGCGCGACCGCAAGCGCAGUCGUUCGUCGUCGCGUUCUUCAUCUCGUUCACGCUAA